This is a messenger RNA of Scaptodrosophila lebanonensis, 1964 nucleotides long. RefSeq lists its product as uncharacterized. Gene Ontology annotation, biological process: regulation of translational initiation. NCBI's taxonomy places the organism in Eukaryota, Metazoa, Arthropoda, Insecta, Diptera, Drosophilidae. The transcript is spliced from 2 exons. The annotation marks the transcript as partial. Gene Ontology annotation, molecular function: translation activator activity. The record is from RefSeq and is a predicted model, not a curated record.
UUUUCAUCCCGGAACUUCGAUGCGUUGGCUAUGAAAGAGACAAAGGUCCGAAGUGCUAUGCUAAAGAUCCUGGAGACAAAUUUCAUCAAUGCAGACGCAUACCGAGAGCAUGACAAGAAUCGUCUGUACAACUCCAUAACACUUUUAGGCGAAUACUAUCAUCGCGUUCGUUUGGCCAACAAUGCACCUAUUACAAUUUUGGGUGAAUCGCUGCUCAAUCUACUUACAAGGGAGAUCAAUGACACCUCAUUGGUAAUAAAUACUCGAUUGGCGCGUUUGAUUUUAUCACAGAUUACGCUUAAUGGCGAGAUAAUGCGCUCGCGCCAUAAGGUAGAAAUUGACCAACUACUGUACCAUAUUAGACGCCACCUGAUAAUGCAACCGGUGCUAACGCCUAAAGUAAAAGCUAUGCUGCUUAUGGUGUUGGAUUUGUUCUACAGCCAUUUUAAGCACAUUGGCUUCGAGUUGGAGGCAAUGUACUCAGACUACCUGGUUGCUGAGAGUGCGGAAGACGAUGGUAUUAAUAACAAUAGUGUAGCUGUGCAGCCGCAGACUCAGUACCAGCAGCAACAAGAGUCUCAAAGUGCGUAUAUAGAAGGACAUGGGAGAAGUAACACUGAUAAUGCCAGCCAAACAAAUAAGUCCACCCACGAUUCUUUUGAGAAAUGGAUCGAGCAAGUCUGUGAAGAUUCGCUCUGCGAUAUUGGUUUUGGCGAGGCGGAUAUUGGUAGUGGUGAUCUUUACAGUCAAGUCGAGCACGAACAAGCACGAGAAAGCAACAGAAAUUCAAGUAACGAAGGAGGCGUGAAUCGCCAAAGCCGACGCCCAUAUCAGCCGCGCACAUCACCGCGUCCUUUGAAACACCCUCAGGUGGCCAAUGAAGACCGCUCCGAAGGACUCGAUCAAUACGCGUCUGUGGGAAACAGUGAAGAUCGUGAUAAGACUAAGCCUUCACCUAGCUGGCGCAAGACUCGUUUUAAUCGCCCCAUCGAUGGUGAUAAUCAAAACGGACGUUCGAGCAACCAACAACGUCGCUAUAGCGCCAGCUUCGAUGACGACCACCACAUCGUGCGUAGCGAUGGCGGUAAUUUACGUCUAUAUACCAUACACGAUCGUCGUAAGCAUUCCCAGGAACGUUAUGAGAGGAAUCUUGGCAGCAACAAUUACAGCAGCAUUGUGAACUCCAAUUGGGACCAACGGGAUGAUCGCAGCGAACGCCCAUAUAUUAGCAAUUAUGAGCCUGGCAAUUAUAAGCGCGGAGGGCGCUUUCACAAUCGUAAUACGUACGAUAAGUCACCACGGUUCCAAAAGCAGCAGCAAUAGCAACAUCACUCACCGUGGCGUCGCUAAAAUACGUCCAUAAACAAUUCUUAUCAGGAUAAGAACUGUGCCUACAACUCCAGUGGGCACGAGUCAAAUAGUUGCAGUUCAUCACCAAAAUCACAAAUGUACGAUGGAAAGUCGAAUGCAUCAUAUCGUCAGCGUCAUCGCAAUUUCACGCGACGUUCCCAGCCGCAUAUACACCAACCGAAUGCUGAGAACUGACAGGCCCAGGGAAGCACCAAGGAUGAGACCGAGAUAGUUCGGAAUGCCCAAGAAACCACAAAACACAUGAACUAUUUGUCCGCGAAGAAAUGAGAAAAGGCUCCAGGGCGGCGGGUCCCCGCGGCAAAAGGACACUUCGUCGCAAAAACAAUGAAGCUCAUUCAUCCUUAUAUUUAUUCUGCCUACAAUGUCUUGCACAAUUAAAGAUGCAAUUGAUUUUGAUCAACUUCGGUUUGUGUUGGUUGUGCGAGAAUUUUAUGCAUAUUAAAUGUGCACGAUUAGGUGGCGUGACUUCGACAAAGUUUACUCACCUAAAAAAGGCUGUGGUGGUUUGAGGUGGUCCUGCCCUGUACGCAUUGUCAUCCAAUUUAACGUGUGUAAUAACGUGCGAAAUAAAUUUUUAAAAUUGCAAAAGUUAA